Messenger RNA from Habropoda laboriosa, 524 nucleotides. Its product is annotated as centrosome-associated zinc finger protein CP190-like. NCBI's taxonomy places the organism in Eukaryota, Metazoa, Arthropoda, Insecta, Hymenoptera, Apidae. The coding region runs from base 177 to 524 and encodes 115 amino acids. The transcript has 5 exons. Gene Ontology annotation, molecular function: protein binding. The record is from RefSeq and is a predicted model, not a curated record.
CUCCAUCUGUGAGACGUGAUACACAAUGGAAUGUUCAAUAUUACUUGUGUACUAAGGAAAUUUAUAAGAGAUGGAGCUGAGAGGAAUAUUGAAAUAUUGUUAAAUAGGAUUUGGUCCAAUUGGACUAUGAGCAUAAAUAGAUAUAAGUAGUUGAAUUUAAUAACAUCAGGUGUACAAUGGAAGCAGCAAAUCAGGAUAAACAACUUCCUUCACGGGGGUUAAAGCAAGUAAAGGUAGACAAUUGGGGAACUUUCUUCCUUCAAAGACUUCAGCAGCUUUAUUUUGAAGAAGAGUUACUUGAUCUUACAAUCAAAUUUCCCACUAGUGAUAUCACUGUUCAGGCUCAUCGUUUAGUCAUAACAACAUGCACAGACUACUUUAUGCAAUUGGAACGUGAGCAAAAAGAAAAGGAUGAAAAUUUUGAUGGGGUAAUUAUCAUGCCAGCAGAUAUGCCAUAUGAAUGUGUCAAGUCAAUUAUAAGUUUUAUGUACACUGGACAGUUGGAGUAUUGGACUUCUGAGUAA